UCGAAUUCAAUUCAACUUCAAAAGCUGAGCGGAAAAGUUCGCCCCGCAAAAAGUGAUCUUCAUAUGAGUAAAACAAAUAACUAAAGUCGCGUUAUCAAAACAGCACCUAAAAUCGUGUUAUUUUAAUUGAUAACGUAGCCUACAUUAAAGUCAGUUUUAUAUUACCCUAUGCUAAUUUGACUCGAAUUUCAUUAACAUUUCAAAACUUGCCUCAGUUUUGGGUUAAUUUGCGUUUCAGUUUCGGUUACCCGGUGAUUGUGAAAUAAAUAGUUAAGAUUACAGACACAAAAGUUCAACGCCUUUCGCUCGAUUAUAAAUAAGCCCAGCCAAGCAAAAACAAUAAAUUAAUUUGUUUAUUUGGCACAUUAAUUGCUUCAAAACGAGUCGCGUGUGAACGAGUUAAAUAAAAUUGCUCCCUGACUGGCACAUUGAAAAUCUAAAGACAUACAUAUAGCGCAAGAUUCCACAGAUCGGCGACAAAAUGAACCACCGUGAAUUGAGCUGCAGUGCGGGCGGCCAGUUUAUGGAUCGCGGACGGAUGAACCAGAAUGGAGUUGUCCAGCCUUUGCUAACUGAUUUGUAUCAAAUUACGAUGGCCUAUGCAUAUUGGAAGUCCGAUAAGACCGACGAUACGGCUGUGUUCGAUCUGUUCUUUCGCAACAAUCCAUUCCACGGUGAAUUCACAAUUUUCGCCGGUCUAGAGGAGUGCCUCAAAUUCCUGGAUAGCUUUCACUAUUCCCAGAGCGAUAUCGAAUACCUUAAGCAAACAUUGCCCGAGGGCAUUGAGCACGAGUUUUUUGAGUACCUCGGUAAUCUGACGGCGCGGGAUGUCACCUUGUAUGCCAUUGAUGAGGGCACGGUAGCAUUUCCACGAGUUCCCAUUAUUAAGAUCGAGGGACCUUUGAUCAUAGUGCAGCUGUUGGAAACGACUCUUCUCACCCUGGUGAAUUAUGCCAGUUUAAUGGCCACCAAUGCAGCCCGCUAUCGCAUGGUAGCUGGCAAACAUGUCAAACUAUUGGAAUUUGGACUGCGUCGUGCCCAGGGACCAGAUGGCGGUCUAUCCGCAUCGAAAUAUUCCUACACAGGCGGUUUUGAUGGCACCUCCAAUGUGUUGGCUGGAAAGCUUUUCAAUAUCCCCGUGAAGGGAACCCAUGCACAUGCCUAUAUCACUAGUUUCAGCAGCAUUGGAGAACUUAAGACACGUCUGCUAAAGCACAAGCAAACCGGCAUCAUGGAGGAUCUACUGGAGCAUGCGGUUAGACAUCGGGCAAUGUUGUCCCAUCUGUUGGACGUGUCCACCGAGGAGUCCAGUGAGGGUGAACUGGCCGCAAUGGUGUCCUAUGCCAUCGCAUUCCCUGACGGAUUCAUGGCCCUUGUCGAUACGUACGAUGUUAAGAGCCGAGAAACAGAACAGGCCAACACAGAACCCAAGCUUAUCAAUGAACUAAAAACUGAGAGCAGUCCGCCAAAGCAAAAGCCAUCGACCAAUGGCCAUAAAAAUGGUCAAAGUAAUGGUCAUAUAAAUGGGCAUAAGACCAAUGGCCAUCAGAAUGGCAUUGCUCAGAAUGGUGGCAGUAGAUCGCCGAAAGAUACUAAGAUACAAGAUACUAAAACCAGCACAACAACAACAACUACGACAACAACAGCUGCAACAACAACAGCAACAACCGCUUUAAAGACAACAACAGCAACAACAGUGUCCAAUGGGACGGCAUACCUACCAAAAUAUGUCGAGAAGUCAUUCAGGAGUGGUCUGCUGAAUUUCAGUGCCGUGGCUUUGGCCCUAAACGACUUGGGCUAUCAUGCUCUAGGCAUAAGGAUCGAUUCCGGGGAUCUGGCCUAUUUAUCGUGCUUGGCGCGGGAAACCUUCGAGAAGGUGGCUGAGCGAUUCAAGGUUCCGUGGUUCAACAAGCUGACCAUUGUGGCAUCUAAUGACAUCAACGAGGACACAAUUCUGAGCCUUAACGAACAGGGACAUAAGAUCGAUUGCUUUGGCAUUGGCACGCAUUUGGUAACCUGCCAGCGUCAGCCAGCCCUGGGAUGUGUGUACAAAUUGGUGGAGAUCAACGGCCAGCCGCGAAUUAAACUGAGCCAGGACGUGGAGAAGGUGACGAUGCCGGGCAACAAGAAUGCCUACCGGCUAUAUAGUGCCGAUGGCCAUGCAUUGAUCGAUCUGCUGCAGAAGGUAUCGGAGCCACCGCCGGCAGUGGGCCAGAAGGUCCUGUGCCGCCAUCCUUUCCAGGAGUCGAAACGCGCCUACGUGAUACCCUCGCACGUGGAAUCGCUGUACAAGGUGUACUGGAAGUCGGGCAAGAUCUGCCAGCAGUUGCCCACCUUGGAGCAGGUGCGCGAGAAGGUACAAAUCUCACUGAAGACGCUGCGGAAUGAUCACAAGCGUACGCUCAACCCAACGCCCUAUAAGGUGGCCGUCAGCGAUAAUCUGUACAACUUUAUUCACGAUCUGUGGCUGCAGAAUGCUCCCAUCGGCGAGCUCUCAUGAUCUAUAUAAGUAGGAUCUAACGAUCUAUUUUCAAGAUGCGCGAAAACAUUUCCGAGAAAUUUACUUUUAUUUGGUGUACAAUUUAUUGUUGGCCACGAUCUACUUGUGGCUUGUGGUUUGAAUUUUAGUCAUUUGCUGGUCAUAUGCAUUGUAGAAUUGGAAUUUGUUCGAACCCACGAAGAUUUCCCCCGAAUAUGGAGCACAAAUUCCAACGCGAACUUGCGAGUGAAUUUCAAAACAUUGUGUAGUCAAUAGUUUUAACGUGUUAUAUAUACAUAUAUCUAAUAAUAGCUGCUAUAUAAAACGCACAUCAUAUUCAGGAAUGUGUCAUGUGCCUUAAACGAGAAGCGGAAACGGAAAACGAAAAGAGAAUCAGGAUGCAGAGCCCCAAAAAAAAAAAAAGUAACUUAGAUCAACCAAAAAUCGGAGCGAAAAAACCAAACAGAUAAAGAUGUCUUUAAUAUUUUUCUAGUACUUAAGUGUUGAAAUGUUUCUAACGGAGGAUAAAAGUAAGAAGUACAAAUGCUUUUUAGGACAUUUGCACGCAAUAGGGCACACAUCAAUCACACACUUAACUAUAUAUAUACUUUACAUACUACGUUUAUGUAUUUAACUAAAUUCAAUUGUAAAUAUGUUUAAGUGGAUAAUUGUAAGCCAACUAAGCAAUACAAACACACAACCAACACAACAAACACACACCGCCACCACUGAAAUACCGCUUCUUAACAAUGUUUGCCUGUAGUUUUGAUCGAAAAUAAAAAGUGAAAGAAAACAGGAAA
Messenger RNA from Drosophila gunungcola (fruit fly), 3279 nucleotides. It is a transcript of the gene Naprt, whose product is annotated as nicotinate phosphoribosyltransferase. Gene Ontology annotation, biological process: NAD+ biosynthetic process. Gene Ontology annotation, molecular function: nicotinate phosphoribosyltransferase activity. Lineage: Eukaryota; Metazoa; Arthropoda; Insecta; Diptera; Drosophilidae. The record is from RefSeq and is a predicted model, not a curated record. The transcript has 12 exons. Bases 482 to 2500 code for a protein of 672 amino acids.